AUGGACGAGUAUCCCUUCGAAGACAUCGAGUCAUUGGGUGUAACCAUAGCAUAUUCGUUGUUCUCAAGAUUCGGAUUCUAUCUCUUUGACAUUCUAGUGACAGGAUGGGCCCAAUCAAUCUUCUAUGCCGUGUGGAUACGCGCAGGUGAUCCCAGGCCUCAACCCGGAACCAGGACAUUCGUGCAGCACCGUAGGAGAAUCAACAUUAUAGUCAUUAUGGCCUACCUCCUCUACACAAUCUACGAAGCCGAUUUCCAACUCCGCACGGCAGGAAACUUGUACCAAGACCUCGGUGUGGGACUGGGAGUUGACGACAGAGGAAUCAACAGUCGCUUCAGAAGACUAACACUCCUCCAUCACCCAGACAAAGUAUCCCCAGACACCGACCGCAGCGCCGCAGAAUCCUACUACGUGCACCUCAAACUCUGCCGCGACAUUCUCAUCGACCCAACAAAGCGUUUCGCCUACGACCGCCUCGGCCCCGAAACCCUCUUCUGGCAAAAAGCAACCACAAUUCCCGAUUACCUUUCUAUCGGCCUACGCAACCUUUUGAUGUACUACACCGGCACUGCUGGCGUAUUGACUCUUCUCGGUUUCCUCGGCUACAUCAAGCAAGCCGCCUUUUGGAGAUUUAUGGCCUUGGCGUCGUUGGGUGUGUUUGAAGUGUAUUGUUUGACCAGCACACAGUUUCCUCGCUUGUUGACACGGCUGGCAAACCCAGUGUUUGCGAUCAUACCCACUCAUCCCCCAUUCUUACCCUUUCAACUCGUGUCGCUGCUCAGAAAAUUGGUCUUGACGGCUUUCAUCGCAUUCUCGCAGAUUGGGCCUUUGUUGGCUUCUCCAGAGGCGGCUGCUGCUGCUGCUGAGCAGAAUGAUCAGGUUUCCCAGCAGCAGUUGCAGAGAUUGGGUGCUUUGGGCCAGGCGCUGGAGAAUGAGGCUAAUAUGCUCAUGGGAUUGGAGAUGACGCCAUUUGCGAAUGAUGAGGCUGCGAUGAGGGAGAUGAGAGGGAGGAUGAAGAGGUUUUUGGUCGACAAUACCGUGAGGAGUAAUGUCGAGGUGAGGAAUGCCAUGGGUGAGGCAAUUGCCAGGAGGAGGCAGGGUGUGCCGCAUGGUGCUGUCGGUGCUAGAUAG
This is a messenger RNA of Aureobasidium uvarum, 1131 nucleotides long. The record is from the annotation of a GenBank genome assembly. NCBI's taxonomy places the organism in Eukaryota, Fungi, Ascomycota, Dothideomycetes, Dothideales, Saccotheciaceae.